GACAAGCUGUAGACCAGGCAGUUAUAUGUUUUUUCCCCCCCACAAAACCUCAGACCGAGGACCUGGUGACAGGCUUGGAUUGGACAGCGCGGUGACCAUGGCUCGGCUGGGUCCGGCUCCCAGGCUCCAGCACUGGCUGCUGCUGGUGCUGCUCCUCUCGGACGAGCCCGUGCCUGCAAUGUCAACAAGGGACCGGAUACAGAACCCUUCAGGAAGUGCUUGUUCCAGAAUCUGGCAGCAUCCACGGUUCGUGGCCAGGAAACGGGGCUCCGUGGUGAAGAUGUAUUGCCAUGCUGAUGGCUCCAGCAUCUCUGACGUGGUGACGUGGUUCCGGAAGCCAGAGAUGAAUAUGGACCCCCAGAUAGUGCUCCCAGAACAGGACCGCAUCAAGAUGUCCCCCAACGGCUCCAUCCACAUCCUCACCAUCCAAGGGGUGCAGUUUGAGGACAACGGCAUCUACUUCUGCAAGCAGGAGUGCACCAGGGGGAGCUCCACGAGGGAGUUCCUCGGCUGCGGCACGGAGCUGCGAGUCAUGGGGUUCAGCACCUUGGCACAGCUGAAGCGGCGGAACACACUGAAGGAUGGCAUCAUCAUGAUCCAGACCCUGCUCAUCAUCCUCUUCAUCAUCGUGCCCAUCUUCCUGUUGCUGGACAAGGAUGAGAGCAAGCCUGGGAUGGAGGAAGAUCACACCUAUGAGGGCCUGAACGUGGACCAGACCGCCACCUAUGAGGACAUAGUGACUCUACGGACAGGAGAGGUGAAGUGGUCUGUUGGAGAGCACCCAGGUCAGGAGUGAGGAAUCGGGCUCCUCACCCCGACACAGCUCCUGGGCCUCACUGCCUGCCUCAAAACUGCCUGGCUCGUGGCCCAUCCCUUCCUUCCGGAACCCCGCAGUUGGCCUCCGAAGUUGACCUGCCAGAGCUGCCUCCCUACCCAAUUCCUGAUUCCCAGCUCCUGCCAAAGGGCCUGGGGUCGAAGGACAACAGGGCAGUGACCUGGAACAAGGGAUUCUCUGGUGACAGACUGGACUCAGCCUUCCAGGGGUUCUGUGUGGGAUUUGUCCCCAUGUUUGGGACAGGAAAGGCUAGAUGAGACUUGUCAGAACCUGCAGAUGAACUCAAAGUUGAUGAACUACCUACAGAGCCUGGGAAGGGCCAGGACCCAAGUGGUCUGUGAGAACUUUGUUCCUCAUGCCAUCCUCUCCCAUCACUGAGGGCUCCUAGCCUGGAACCCAUUCUCCCAAUGGAAUAAACAUGUCUGACAACUA
Perognathus longimembris pacificus (Pacific pocket mouse) is the source of this 1267-nucleotide messenger RNA. It is a transcript of the gene Cd79b, whose product is annotated as CD79b molecule. Gene Ontology annotation, biological process: B cell differentiation; B cell receptor signaling pathway. Gene Ontology annotation, cellular component: membrane; external side of plasma membrane; B cell receptor complex. The record is from RefSeq and is a predicted model, not a curated record. Lineage: Eukaryota; Metazoa; Chordata; Mammalia; Rodentia; Heteromyidae. The transcript is spliced from 6 exons. Gene Ontology annotation, molecular function: transmembrane signaling receptor activity. The coding region runs from base 26 to 796 and encodes 256 amino acids.